UGACUAAAGCAUUAUGGGUAGAACAUGGGGUGAAUUGCGUAAGGUUACCAUCGGUCUGAGAACCGGCGGAUGCGGGGAGUGACCCGAUUCUUGGUCCAGUGACUGGACUCCAGUCGCUGCCCGAUGCAGCGGAUCGCCGGCCUCGCUGCACGCCGGGACCUCCGCGGCCUCGCAGCCGGGGCUCAGGCCUGGAGCAGCGGCUCCAUCUGCAACAGGGACCCGGCGUUCCGGUGCCAACAGCGGGGGAGAUGGUGUUCGGGUCCUGGGCGUCCUUUAAGCACCGAACCCGGGCAGAGAUGCUCCAGGCGGAAGUUCGUGUUUGCCGGGGGGAAAUGCAGACUGUUCAGCUCCCGGGCAGGAGCCGAGGAGCCGCCGGGGAGCCCCGGAUCCCAGCCCCACAUCUCUGUGGUGGGCAUCCCGGACCCGCUCACCUGGAUCCGGUGUAGAGUCAUAACGCUCCUGAUUGAGCUUUACUUUGAGGUGGACAUCAACUCUGCAGAGUUUCACAGAGGAGUAAAGCAGGCUUUGGUCCAUGUUUCCAGCAAGAUGUCCAGAGGGAGAUACCAUGAGCUGAAAGGGGUCGUGACCGAUGAGAUGAGGGAAUACGUGGAGGAGAAGUGCAAGCCUCUCACUAAGGCGCAGAGGAAGCAGCUCGCCGUCAAAAUGGAGGACAUCAUAUUUGUGCUACCGGAGGACCUCUCUGUUGUCUUCGAUGAACACGGUAGGAAGUUCUGCUUUGUCGUCAUGAGAUUUUGGUUCCUGUCGUCACACGAGGGUCCGGAUGACCCAGAGGGCACCAAAAUCUUCAAGGUGACCUCUGGAGAAGACGGGAGCCCUCAGAAGAAACUGGCAACCGCAGUUUAUGAAUUCCACGGAGAGCUAAAACCAGGGACGUCUCCUGAUUGGAUGGUAACAACCGUCUGGCACUGGCACUGGAAAAUGGCCGAGUGAAUUCACUUUGCAACAACGUCAGGAUUAAUCUGGAGAACUGACUGCUGGAUUUAAACGGUUUGAAACAACGCACAUGAUGCAGAUUUCAGUCACGGGAGAAAAGACUCGGCAGUAUGAUGGAAAAAUAUGUAAGGUUUUACAUAUCAGGACAUAGAAACAUCUUCAAAUUGUUUUAAAAUUUGGGUAAAUACAACCUCAAAUGAACAAUUUUAGACGUAUUGCAUCAUUCUCCCAAAUGCUGAAAAUCUUGGAAAAACAUAAUCAAUGACAGAUAAUAGAAUAGAAAAUCCUUUAUUGUUAAAAAAACUGUUGGAAAAUUCAACUGUAACAACAAAUAUACUUAACAACAAAUAUACUUGCAAAUGGAAGCAUUAAUAUUGAAACUACGGUAAGAAAUAUAAAACCUGAACAUGUAGAUUUUGGAAAUGAAACUGGGAAGGGUUCUAAAAGGUCUCAAAUUGACUUUAGUUUUCAACAAAAGAAUUUUAAAAAUCUUUAAGUGAGAGCUAUUAUGUAAAAUGUACUUUUAUAAAGCUUUAUGUCAUCUUAUAAUGUUAUUGAGUGUUAUUACUCUGACUCAUCCAUUGCAUGGUUGAGAAAUCCUUGAAUUUUAAGAUACGACUAUGAUGCAAAGUCAAAUUUCCUUUAAGUUGUUUUUGAAACAUACAGCAUCUUCAUAAAACUGGAAAUAAUAUAGUUACUUGACUGUGCUGUAAAACGGCACGAUGUGGGUCACUCUUUUUGUAUUUAGCCGAGUUUAUUAAAUUAAUUAAAAGCAGAUUUGGGUGAAGCAAAAUUCACUUUUGAGUAAAAGUCUCUGGUGCUUGAAGAGAAUGCAGAAAGCGAAUCCUUUGUACUGUAUCCAACAUUUUACUUGUUUGUGAUAAUUUUGUCCUAAUUAAAGAAAGAAAGUCUCCAUUUAUAUCAAGUACUAGAUAUAAAUGGCCCCUGGGCUGCACUUUGGACACUCAUGAUUUAGCUGGUCUAAGGGUAAAAAUGACUCUCAAAGGAAACAACCAAGCUGGUGUAAUGGGACAGACACUGCAUCUGCAAAUAUUGCUCUGAAAAUGUACAUUUUGUUUGUCUGUUGUUGCUUUUACCUUAUUUUAAGACCUGUUUAAGACUGUGUACUUGUACGUUCUUAUAUGCAAAGCUAAGCAUUGAACAUGGGUGAGCCUGCUGUAAGCAAGCCCAUAUCCCACUUGAAUUAUUCCCUUGAUGCCUUCAACGCUCCAGAACUAAAUGUUGCCACAAACAAGCUUCACCUCCACUCCUUUAAGUUAGUUGUUCUUUUUUUUAUGACUUUACCAACAGAAACCCAUUUGACAUUUCAUCAGAUAAUUAAGUAUGCAAUCCCCAAAACAACUUGUUGAGCCAUAAACUGAAAAAAAUCAACUUUCUCUUUUUUACUCCAAAGUCUAGAAUGUGACUCGGGACGACUGAGUUUUAUUAUUUUGUUUAAAUAAAGUGCUUGAUCUAAACUGAA
This is a messenger RNA of Xiphophorus hellerii (green swordtail), 2437 nucleotides long. RefSeq names its product m-AAA protease-interacting protein 1, mitochondrial. Gene Ontology annotation, biological process: protein insertion into mitochondrial inner membrane from matrix. The transcript has 5 exons. The coding region runs from base 124 to 951 and encodes 275 amino acids. The record is from RefSeq and is a predicted model, not a curated record. Lineage: Eukaryota; Metazoa; Chordata; Actinopteri; Cyprinodontiformes; Poeciliidae. Gene Ontology annotation, molecular function: ribosome binding. Gene Ontology annotation, cellular component: mitochondrial inner membrane.